Messenger RNA from Triticum aestivum (bread wheat), 680 nucleotides. Its product is annotated as probable receptor-like protein kinase At3g17420. The transcript is spliced from 4 exons. Gene Ontology annotation, biological process: protein phosphorylation. The record is from RefSeq and is a predicted model, not a curated record. Gene Ontology annotation, molecular function: protein kinase activity; ATP binding. Lineage: Eukaryota; Viridiplantae; Streptophyta; Magnoliopsida; Poales; Poaceae. The coding region runs from base 285 to 665 and encodes 126 amino acids.
AAGAGAUAAGAUGAGGGAGAGAGUCUUGUGUGGCCCACCAGCCCACUUGUCGUGCAGGGGAGGCCGCAUGAAAAAUCAGCUGGCUGAGCCGAAUCAUUUUCCUUUAGGAAACUGCAGCGAGCUAUCCUUCCCCAGUCCUCCCUCGCCUCCUUCCCCCCCGGCGGCCAUCAACGAGUAUACAUUCAUUUGGUCACCCUUUUCCCUGGGCCCUUCGGCUGGUAUUCCAUCCAUCUUCCGAAACAUGGGACGUCAAAGCUAAACACUCCUGGGAGAUAUAUGAUACCAUGGCGAGCAAGUUACAACAUAUGAGUGUGAUACCAAGGGAAUUUACCCUCCAAUAUCUGGAACAGAUUACAGAUAACUUCUCCGAGGGCCACAUAAUUGGUCGUGGUGAGCAUGGAGUAGUUUACAAGGGAGUGCUGGAUAAUGGGGAAGAGAUUGCUCUGAAGAAGUUAUAUCAUAUGCCAGAGCUUGAUGACACACAAUUCAGGAAUGAGUUAAAUAACCUUGUGAGAGCCCGGCAUCAAAAUAUUAUCCGGUUGAUUGGUUACUGUUGUAAUAUUGGGCAUAAACGUGUUAAACACGAUGAUGAAUAUACCUCUGCAGUAGUGGAAGAGAGAUUUCUCUGCUUCGAAUACUUGCAGGGCGGAAGCUUGGACAAAUGAAUCAUGUGCACUUGA